AUGGGCUCACAUCUCUUUGCGUUUGCUUUGCUUCUCACUUUACACCAGAUUGAGAGGAAUCCAGCUCAUGCGGGGAUGUGUUGGCUGCAGCAGGGCCCAGAGCUCAGAUGUGACAUGGUGCUGAUGAGAGGAGUGACCCGCGACGAGUGCUGCUCCGGGGGAAGACUGGACACUGCCUGGUCCAACAGCAGCCUCCCCAUGAAUGAGAUCAGCCUCCUGGGAUUCCUGGGCAUUGUCUCCUGCAAACCCUGCAAAGAGAACUGUGAGGGAGUGAACUGUGGCCCAGGGAAGGUCUGUAAAAUGAAGAUGGGCAGGCCUCAGUGCCUGUGCGCCCCGGACUGCUCCCACCUGCCACUCAAACACUCGGUGUGUGGCAGCGAUGGACGCACUUAUAUGGAUGAGUGUGUUCUGCUCAUGGCUCGCUGUAUGGGACAUCCAGACCUGGAGGUCAUGUACCAGGGGGAGUGCAAGAAGUCAUGCACUAAAGUGGUGUGUCCUGGGACCCAUACGUGUGUGACUGACCAGACCAACAGCGCUCACUGCGUCAUGUGCCGCACCGCCCCCUGCCCCAUCCCCAUGACGACUGAGCAGCCUAUCUGUGGCAAUGACAACAUCACGUACCCCAGUGCCUGCCACCUUCGCCGGGCCACCUGCUUCAUGGGCCGCUCCAUAGGAGUGCGCCACUACGGACACUGCAACAAUCCUCCCCGGAAGUCUCCAAACUAUGAUGGCAGUGAGGAGAACGCUGUUUAG
Knipowitschia caucasica is the source of this 753-nucleotide messenger RNA. Lineage: Eukaryota; Metazoa; Chordata; Actinopteri; Gobiiformes; Gobiidae. The record is from the annotation of a GenBank genome assembly.